Messenger RNA from Chlorella variabilis, 2241 nucleotides. RefSeq lists its product as hypothetical. Gene Ontology annotation, molecular function: glycosyltransferase activity. The coding region runs from base 79 to 1662 and encodes 527 amino acids. Lineage: Eukaryota; Viridiplantae; Chlorophyta; Trebouxiophyceae; Chlorellales; Chlorellaceae. The record is from RefSeq and is a predicted model, not a curated record. The transcript has 10 exons.
CAGUCUUGGCUUGUGUGGGCGUGCGUGUAGGCCGGACUCCCCUCCAGCGCAAGUUUGUGUGAUUACACCUACAGCAAAAUGGCCACUGUGCAGAGUGCGCGCUCCGCCGCGCCGGCGGCCCAGUCCCUGACGAUCAAGAGGGCUCUUGUGCAGAAGCCCGUCGUGCAGCGGUUCAACAAGGCGGCAGGGCAGAAGCAGGCUACCCGCCAUGCGGCCGUGCUGAACCAGGCCGUGGCUGCGGCCCCUGCCUACACCCCUACCAGCUCCGUGGCCACCCCUAGCGCCUCCAAGCCCAUGGACAUUGUGUUUGUGUCCGCCGAGGUGGCUCCCUGGAGCAAGACCGGCGGCCUGGGCGAUGUGGUGGGCAGCCUGCCCGUCGCGCUGGCGCAGCGCGGCCACCGCGUGUUCACCAUCGCCCCCCGCUACGACCAGUACUCCGAUGCCUGGGACACCACCGUCACCGUCAACGUGGACGGCGAGGACGUGCGCUUCUUCCACACCGUGAAGAAGGGCGUGCACCGCGUGUGGAUUGACCACCCCGCUUUCCUGGCCAAGACCGCCCUGUGCAUCCACAACAUCGCCUUCCAGGGCCGCUUCUGGGGCGACUCGUUUGGCGACCUGGGCCUGCCCUCCGAGGCACAGGAGCUGUUCACCUUCAGCGACGGCUACCCCAAGGUCUUUGACGAGGCCUCCCCCGCCGACGAGGACAAGAUGAAUGAGGUGAAUUCCACCGGCACCAGCUUCAAGAAGCUCAACUGGCUGAAGGCCGGCAUCCUGGCCUGCGACAAGCUGCUCACCGUGUCUCCCAACUACGCCACAGAGAUCUCCAGCGGCCCUCAGCUGGGCGUGGAGCUGGACAAGUGGGUGAAGGCCAAGGGCGUGGAGGGCAUCGUCAACGGCAUGGACGUGGAGGAGUGGAGCCCCGCACUGGACAAGUUCCUGAAGUUCAAGUACGACAAGACCACUGUGGAGGCGGGCAAGGCGUUUGCCAAGAGCCAGCUGCAGCGCGAGGCGGGCCUGCCCGUCGACCCCUCCACCCCCGUCUUUGGCUUCAUCGGGCGCCUGGAGGAGCAGAAGGGCGUGGACAUCCUGCUGGCGGCGCUGAAGAAGCUGCCCAAGGGCUCCCCCGUGCAGGUGGUCAUCCUGGGCACUGGCAAGAAGGCUCUGGAGGCGCAGGUCAAGGCGCUUUCCAAAACCUUCCCCGGCGUGGCCGCGGGCGUGGUCAAGUUCUCCAACCCCAUGGCCCACUGCAUCACCGCGGGCGCCGACUUCAUGCUGGUGCCCUCCCGCUUCGAGCCCUGCGGCCUCAUCCAGCUGCACGCCAUGCAGUACGGCACCGUCCCGCUGGUGGCCUCCACCGGCGGCCUGGUGGACACUGUGAAGGAGGGCGUGACGGGCUUCCAGAUGGGCGCCAUGAACCCCGACCGCCUGGAGGAGGGCGACGCGGAGGCGGUGGCCCAGACCAUCAAGCGCGCCGCCGAGACGUACGGCACCCCCGCCUACACCGCCAUGCGCGACCGCUGCAUCGCCCAGGACCUGUCCUGGAGCCAGCCCGCCAAGAAGUGGGAGGCGGUGCUGACGGAGCUCAAAUACGGGCCUGGCCCCACGCCCGAGGCCACCGCCGACAAGAACGCCGUCACCACGCCCACCCAGAAGAUCUGAGGCGGCGCCUGGGCCGAGCAGGCCACGGCCCGGCCACCCCGCUGGGACAACCCCCAGGGAAACCACAACACACAACACAACACGCGGCGGCUGCCCGCCCCCGCGGCGGCGCGCGUGGCUGGCGCGCGGAGGGCCUCGGCUGCCGAGUGGCGCAGACACUCCCCUCCCCGCCAGCCAUGCGGCGGCUGGAAUCACUGCACGCAUCUGAUCUAAUCCCAAGCCAAAAGUGAGGCCGCCAGCUUCCCACCCGUGCGAAACUGCUGCGAGACAAAUUUGAUUGAUGGCUGCAUGCAUUCUUUAUUCUCCGCUUUCUUCCGCUCCCACCGGAGCCGUUCAGUGUGUCGUGUACCACCAACGCGUGUGCGCGACCAAAGAGCCCCUGUUUGCUCCCCCCGCUGAUGCUGCCGUCGCCCUGUUUCCAUCGACCUUUCAUUUGGAGCACCGCUUGUGUCUGCCCACGUCCCCCCGGUCUGCCUCUUCUCCACCGUGCAACGAAUUGCCUGUGCCCAUGUCCCCCGUCUGCGAAUGAACCGCCAAUGCCCUUUUGCCAGCCCCAUUUCUGUUACACAUCGAUGAUUC